Culicoides brevitarsis is the source of this 1820-nucleotide messenger RNA. It is a transcript of the gene Hs3st-A, whose product is annotated as heparan sulfate glucosamine 3-O-sulfotransferase 1. The transcript is spliced from 7 exons. NCBI's taxonomy places the organism in Eukaryota, Metazoa, Arthropoda, Insecta, Diptera, Ceratopogonidae. Gene Ontology annotation, molecular function: [heparan sulfate]-glucosamine 3-sulfotransferase activity. The coding region runs from base 81 to 1331 and encodes 416 amino acids. The record is from RefSeq and is a predicted model, not a curated record.
CAUAAUAUAUACAUAAAAUAUAAUGAUUCAAUAGUAUUUAUCCUAAUAUCCUAACGUACUUUCGCCAAGAAAAUAAAUUAAUGCCUAUUCGCAGUAAGACACAAAGAACUUGUUCAUUCAAGCUACCGUUAGAUAUUCUAUGGUUACCUAAAACAGCAAUGAACCCCAAAUCGGGGUAUCACGACCUAAACCACCAAGACUUUAUUUUAGUAAUAGGUUUCUCGCGUCCUAAAUUGACAGCUGUGUUUAUUUCUGUGAUGCUUGUUUCUUUAUUUUUAACAUUUCAUAUACUAUAUGACAGUGCUAUUAUAAGUCUUCAAACAUCUACAAUACCUGAAAAAAUAUUUUCGAGAAAUAAUGUCAAUGGUCAUUCAUUUUUGAAACAACACAACAUACAAAAUUUUCGGAAAAACGAUUCGGACUCUGAGUCGUAUUUUUCAAUUUUAGCUCACGUAUCUCCACCAUUGAUAGCAUCAAAUAGCUUAAACAACGAAUAUAAUAGCAACAAUAGGAUACACUUUUCUAAAACCAAUAGGAGAUUACCACAGUGCUUAAUUAUUGGCGUUCGAAAAUGUGGAACGAGAGCACUUUUAGAAAUGCUUUACUUGCAUCCGAGUAUUCAAAAAGCUGCUGGUGAAGUACAUUUUUUCGAUCGUGAUGAUAAUUACUUAAAAGGAUUAGACUGGUAUAGAAAAAAGAUGCCACAUUCAGUUCGAGGUCAAAUAACAAUAGAAAAAAGUCCGAGUUAUUUUGUAACACCGGAAGUACCAGAAAGAGUGCGUGCCAUGAAUUCUAGUGUUAAGCUAUUAAUAAUUGUCCGUGAGCCAGUGACUCGUGCGAUUUCUGAUUUCACUCAACUGAAAGCUCAUGCCACUGCUGCAUUACCACAAAAUGCAUUACCACCUGUCAUAAAAACUUUCGAAGACUUAGCAAUUCUUCCUAAUGGUAGCGUUAACGGAUUAUAUCGUCCACUAACAUUAUCAAUGUAUCACUUGCAUGUACAUAGAUGGCUAGAAGUUUUUCCACGUGAGCAAAUAUUGAUAGUAAAUGGUGAUCACCUAAUUGAAGAUCCAAUAUCACAAAUUCGGAGAAUCGAGUCUUUUUUGGAGAUCGAGCCACAUAUCAAAUCUAGUAAUUUUUAUUUUAACGAGACGAAAGGUUUUUACUGUUUGAGAAAUGAAACAGGUGACAAAUGUUUAAGGGAGACCAAAGGAAGAAAGCAUCCCCAUAUUGAUCCAAAUGUAAUUUCGAAACUAAGAAAAUAUUUUGCAGAACAUAAUCAAAAAUUCUAUGAAUUGAUAGGGGAAGAUUUAGGUUGGCCUGAAGAAUAAAAAAAAUAUUUCAAUAAUGUAUUCCAAAAAUCAUUUUGUCUGUAACAAAUUAUAGAAAUAAAUGUACAACAUCGAUCGAAAUGGAAAAUUAUACAAAAUAUGAAACUAAAACAUAUCAAAUUUUAGAUAGAAUUUAAAAAAAAUAUUGGUCGUUUUAAAAUUUUAACUUUUUGUACCAGAAGCUUAAAAUUAAAUACUUGUUGAUUAAAUAAUAAGACCAUUAAAUUCAAUUAUUUCACUUCAUGUCGCAUUAGAAUUUUUAAGACAUGUUUAACAUUUUCGUACAUCAAACAAUGUUUGUUUGCGUUAGAAAAUUUAAGUUUAAAAAUACAAUAUAUAUUGUUUUAGAUCACAAUAAAUCUUUGGACCGCGGUGAUGCUAGAGUUGUUGUAUGUCAAUUGUAGCCUAAUUAGAAUGCAUCCGGAAUUCGUUCGGAAUUCACUGCGAUUUCUACUGGAAGAAUAGUAAUACAUUUGAACUUACGCGAAA